UCUUGUAGUACUGAUCAUCCUAUCAAUUCAAUUGCAGGUGAACAGUUUACAAUUGGGAUCUGCCUAGCUGCAGUUUCAACAAUGAUCAGCAGCUGUUGUCUUAACAUAAUGACAAGGUGCAUUCAUUUGAAGGAAAUGCCAAAGGGUCAAAUCACAUUGUUUGGAACAAAAAAAGGUUGUCUUGUGGUUGUUUUAUUGUGUACUUUUCUUGCGAGUGGUUUGGUUGUGGCUAAUGUUAAUGCGGUUGAAGAUGACAAGCACUUACCUGGUCCCCCGCAUUUGUAUAAGAAAGGAGGUCUACAUCAUGGCAUUUACAAGAAAGGGUUUAAGCAUGGAAGGUUUGGUAAGGGUGGCGGCCUUAGUGGCGGCAGUGGUCUAGGAGGUGGUGUUGGAGGUACGGAUGGUGGUGUUGGUGCUGGUGGGGGCAUUAGUAGAGGAGCUGGUGGUGGAUCUGGGGCAGGUGGCGGGAAUUAUGGUGGAGUUGGUGGUGGAUCUGGGGCAGGUGGCAGCAUUGGUGGUGGACCUGGUGGAGGAGGUUUAGGUGGAGGCAUAGGUGGUGGUGGUGGAUCUUGGGCAGGUGGAGGGCAUGGUGGUGGUGGUGGUGGUGGGUCUGGGGCAGGUGGUGGAGCAAGUGGAGGAGGUUUAGGAGGAGGUGGUGGUGGUGGUGGUGGUGGUGGGUCUGGAGCAGGUGGUGGAGCAAGUGGAGGAGGUUUAGGAGGUGGUGGAGGCGGAUUUGGUGGUGGUGCUGGCAGUGGUGCAGGUGUUGGACAAGGGUUUGGCAAUGGCAAAGGUACUGGAGGUGGAGGUGGAGGCUCUGGGGCUGGGGGCGGUAGUCCACACUAGCGUGCUUGCUUGGAUGAGCUUCUACAACUACUACAGAAUUUGUUCAUUAUAUACGUGGUAUAUAAACAUGAGUCAUAUAUAUGCCGGCUUAUAUAAUGGGUUAUGUUGCUCAUUCUUUCUUUCUAUUUUAGUCACGAUAAAUUAACUUGUAUUGGAACUUUCAAAGUUUAGAGAUGCUUCUCUAUUUGAAAGGAAUAUUUAUCUGUAUUUGCAGCUGCUUCAUGUUGGAAGUAUCUAUAUCUAAGCUUGUAAUGCAUCUCUCAAUAUAUUAUAAUGAAUAAAUCAUUCCAAGUCUAA
This is a messenger RNA of Carya illinoinensis, 1140 nucleotides long. Its product is annotated as glycine-rich protein 5-like. The transcript is spliced from 2 exons. The coding region runs from base 82 to 843 and encodes 253 amino acids. The record is from RefSeq and is a predicted model, not a curated record. NCBI's taxonomy places the organism in Eukaryota, Viridiplantae, Streptophyta, Magnoliopsida, Fagales, Juglandaceae.